GUCGAGUUCUUUCCCCGUACACGAAAGCUGCCUAGGUUCGAUAUCAACAAUUCCCACUUAUAGACACUCUCCGCAGCGGUAGCACUCGUCGCUACAGUGCCGGUCAGGUUUUCUUUCAUAUUUCAAGGGCACUGCAACGAACACCAUCGACAAAGAUGCAUACUGUUAUGACCCGCGGUAACGCGAUUUUAGCGUACUCGCUGAGCGUUCUUUCCGUACUUACGUUCUGCUGCUUCGCUUCCACAUUCUUCUACGACUAUCGUACGGAUGCACGGAUCAACACGGUGAAGGUGCUGGUCAAAAAUGUGCCCGAUUUCAGUGCAUCGCGGGAGAAGAAUGAUCUUGGUUUUAUUACGUUUGAUCUCGCAACCGAUCUGAACCCGCUCUUCAACUGGAAUGUGAAGCAGCUGUUCCUUUACCUAACGGCGGAGUACACCACGGACCAGAAUGCACUGAACCAGGUCGUGCUGUGGGACAAAAUUAUUCUCCGUGGCGAGAACGCUAACCUGGACUUCAAGAACAUGAACACAAAGUAUUAUUUCUGGGAUGAUGGAAAUGGUUUGAAGGGACACCGAAAUGUGACGUUAACGUUGUCGUGGAACAUCAUUCCGAAUGCUGGACUAUUGCCGAGUGUGUUCUCCCACGGGCAGCAUUCGUUCAAAUUUCCCGAAGCAUACAUUGAGUCGCCGGUCUAGUCGCGUUGAGUAACCUGGCAGGUCAGCGGUUUUUGUCCGCUUUUUUCCACAUGAAGAGUGUACCGUACCCGGGUUUGAAUACCAUUUUGAUUUCUGCAGUGAGCUAAAACGGUUGAAAUAAAAUGGGUAACAAAAACUUUAAAA
This is a messenger RNA of Anopheles moucheti, 839 nucleotides long. It is a transcript of the gene Spase22-23, whose product is annotated as signal peptidase complex subunit 3. Gene Ontology annotation, biological process: protein targeting to ER. Gene Ontology annotation, cellular component: signal peptidase complex; membrane. The record is from RefSeq and is a predicted model, not a curated record. Lineage: Eukaryota; Metazoa; Arthropoda; Insecta; Diptera; Culicidae. The coding region runs from base 156 to 695 and encodes 179 amino acids. The transcript is spliced from 4 exons.